Messenger RNA from Boleophthalmus pectinirostris (great blue-spotted mudskipper), 2559 nucleotides. RefSeq names its product proline rich membrane anchor 1 (gene prima1). Lineage: Eukaryota; Metazoa; Chordata; Actinopteri; Gobiiformes; Gobiidae. The record is from RefSeq and is a predicted model, not a curated record. The coding region runs from base 456 to 1109 and encodes 217 amino acids. The transcript is spliced from 4 exons.
UUUCCUCUGAGCGGAAGGUUGGAUGCUGUCAGGAUGAGCUGAGGGUGAUGCUCCGGUACAGAACAGCGCGCUGUAAUUUGGCACACAGGGGGAUGCACCAGUUUAACCCUCGCCUCUGCCCUCCGGACUCGCCCAUCCAGCGCUCAGCCUAAAAGAUAAGUUGUAGAAAGGGAUGCGAGCUCAUUCCGCGCUAUACUCCCACGGAUCUCCCUCUCUCCGCGGGUUCUCUUCAACUUGGCCGGCCCAUUUGCACUCAUGCUCGCAGCGCAGGAGCACGUAAGGUACGGGCCAUCUACCGCCCUCACUUUGCACAUCGGAGGAGUGCGUUUAGCGGCGUGAUUCCGGUCGCUUCCGUCUCUCUGAGUGCCAGCAAGACUCCCAAGUCCCAACUACUUUUCGAGAUGUGAGAUUCGCUGGCGUUCCCCCACUCUCUCUCUUUCUCUCUUACCUGUCCUAUGCUAGCCACAACGGGAUUGCAAGAGGAAAAUGGUUGUGGCAUAAAGUAUUUGUGGAGACGCCUGUCACAGAGAAGACCGCUGCUGGAGUGGAUGGUGAUUUCCGACACACUUCAAGCCUAUGUCUACUGCAUUCAUUUGCUGGAAACGCUGCCUAGUAGUGUCUUCAAGAACAGCGCAAGAGGAAUGCUGGUCCAAGAUCUAAUGCCAUUUACUUUAAGUUUUUGGCCUUUUUUCUUCGGUCAUUGCCUCCUCUCACUGCUUUUACUCUCAUGCCAGGGAGAACUCCAGAGGUCAUGCUCACAGACUGUGGCGGAGAAAGUUAGUGACCAGUGCCAGCUGGCAUGCCAAUGUAGAAGAUAUCCUCCUCUCCCUCCACCUCCGCCUCCUCCUCCCCCGCCGCGGCUAUUGGCCCCCCCAGUGGUGGAGCCCAUGGUGCCCUUAGUCCGGCCCUGGUGGUUAGAGAUGGACUUUAUAGUGCUGGGAACGGUGGGCUGUGCCUCACUGCUCUUCCUCCUGUCAGCCGUCAUCAUCUGCUACAAGGCCAUCAAGAGAAAACCACUUCGAAUAGAAGAGAACGGCACAAGUCGAGGGGAGUACGCCAUGAGCAUCCGCAACAUGAAGGCCAUGAGCCCCAACAACACUGUGGUAUAAACUGACCCACCACCCCCACUCCCCCUCACACAGGCCUGCCUCAGUCCUGCCUCAGCCCCCUCACCAGGGCUCCACCCUCUCCUCUCUGCUUGGCAUGUUGCCCAGAAACGACAGCAUUCAGCAUUAAGGGAAGCUGCGGCAGACGGCAGGAGAAAUCAAGUGAAUGAAAGAAAGAUGGUGGAGUAUGUGGAGAGGCCCAGCAGGCUGCACAUUAUGCUCUCAGUAAGAGCGCGUGGAGCUGACAGCCUGGUUGGCUGCUGACUGGAGAGGACUGUCUGCCAGUCUGCUGCAGAUCCAGGCCUGGUGAUAUGUGCAGCCCAUAGACCACAGUGCAGUCCCCUGGGCCUCAGGACAGACAAACAACAAAACAUGCAUGCACUUUGACACACAAUGCAACCUUUUCUAGAGCCUCCACCUUCUGUUCUCCAUCUGACAGCUCUGCUCCUUCACACGGACUCAUUGGACUAUGCAAUCUAAAGUGGAAUCAAGAGGAGCGAGCGUGCUUAUGUGCAUGGCCUGGACUCCAUGAGGACUCUGUGUAAUAUACUCCAGUCAGUCAUGCUUUUCUUUACGUAUCCACCUUUAUUUUUGUACUGUCUUGUACAUUCUCCACACUUGAAAAGAACUUGGUGAGGUUAUUUUAUCACUGGAUCUCUAUGUUUUUUAAGUGAGUCAUUUCUACAGUGUAGUCCAUGUGUGAUAUACGCUUUAAGGCUGCAGACGCGGUCUCCUGUCCCUGUGUGUGUGAAUGGUCAUCUCCAGCUGUGUGCUCCAUCGCGUUGUUUGUUGUCUUGAGGUCAGCUAGAUGCCUUCAGCCAUCUUUUGUUUGGAUGUGACAAUCUUUCUUUUCUGUGUCACAAGGGCUUAGCCCAUCGCUAUAGAAACAGGGGACAUGAGCCAGGGCUUGACCUUGUGAGUUUGAUCCAAUAGUCGGAGCUCAGGUUACUGUGAGCGAGGCCCCGGCGGGCUGUCACCGGCCUGUCCCACAGAGCCACCAGACUGCUGUGUGUGAUCUGUCUCCCUUCCUCUCUCUGUCUCUCCUGUCUCUCUUUAUUCUCUCUCUCCCUUUAUUGGUCUCCCUCCUUCUCUCUCUACCUAUCUCUCUCUCACUCUCUCUGUCUGUCUGUCUCUCUCUACCUCUAUCUGUCUCCCUGCCUCUCUCUCUCCUCCCAUCUCUGUCCUCUUUGACUUUCUCUCUUACUCUCUCCUCCUGUCUCUGUCCUCCUUGUCUCUCUCUCUCCUCCCACCUCUGUCCUCCUUGUCUGUCUCUCCUCCUGUUCCUCUCCUCCCGUGAGUCUGUCUGUCCUGUUGUCUGUGGGUGCAUGCUGAGGAGUGGGGUAACUCUGGCUGUGAGUAGAGGUUUAGUCUAAAUAAGUGACGUCGUGCUUGCAUUGAAACAUGCACAGGUCUUAGCCACAGUACACCCGCCCUGAGAGAGAGAGAAAAUGGA